This is a messenger RNA of Talaromyces marneffei, 1215 nucleotides long. RefSeq lists its product as uncharacterized. Lineage: Eukaryota; Fungi; Ascomycota; Eurotiomycetes; Eurotiales; Trichocomaceae. The record is from RefSeq and is a predicted model, not a curated record. Gene Ontology annotation, molecular function: RNA endonuclease activity. Gene Ontology annotation, cellular component: nucleolus. Gene Ontology annotation, biological process: endonucleolytic cleavage of tricistronic rRNA transcript (SSU-rRNA, 5.8S rRNA, LSU-rRNA); ribosome biogenesis. Bases 1 to 1215 code for a protein of 404 amino acids. The transcript has a single exon.
AUGGCCCUCUCCCAACCCCCCGUGCGCCUCACAUCGCAAAAGAACUUCACAUACCGACUCGUCCUGGCAACUCUCACCGGUAGACCAGUACAGAUCUCCCAAAUCCGCUCCAACUCACCUUCAAACCCCGGUCUCGCCCCGCACGAAAUCUCAUUCUUGCGUCUUCUCGAAGCCAUCACCAAUGGCUCCCAAAUGGAGAUUUCAUACAGUGGUACCAUUGUGGUCUACAAGCCAGGUUUGAUUACCGGCAGCGCCGCAGGAUUGGGCACGACGAGUAAUGGUGUCAUAAAGCAUGAGAUACCGUCGAAUUGUACGCGGGGAAUCAGCUACUUUUUGAUUCCGUUGUGUCUUCUUGCACCGUUCUCCAAAGCCCCGAUGAAUGUGCUCUUUACGGGACCCGGUGUGAUUACCUCUGCGACACCGACGGGAGAUAUCUCGGCUGAUGCGGUGCGAAUGGCGAUUUUGCCGUUAUACAAGAUGUUUGGAAUCUUUAAUAAUAUCGAGCUUCGCAUAAUGCAGCGAUCGAAUCCCGGUCACAAUGGGAAAGGUGGUGGUGGAGAGGUGCAAUUGGUCUUUGGCCAUCAGGUGCGAUUACCGAAGACGUUGCAUUUUAUGAACCCCGGAAGGAUAAAGACGGUUCGCGGAGUGGCGUAUUCGACCGGUGUAUCGGCCUCAAAUAAUGCGCGUAUGAUUCAGACUGCGAGGGGAGUGCUUAAUCCCCUGGUGCCUGAUACGUAUAUUGCGUCUGAUGCGUCAUCGGCACCGCUUGUUCCUGCGCCUGAGAAAUCGAACCCAGGCGGAAAGAAAAAGGUAGGUCUGGGUUUUGGAUUGUUCCUUGUCGCUGAGUCUUCGACUGGUUGUUUGUUUUCUGCGGAUAUUGCUUCGCCGCCGGAUGGAGGUGUACCGCCCGAGGAUAUUGGUAAACAAUGCGCAUAUCAAUUACUGGAAACAAUCUCAAAGGGUGGCUGCGUCGCGCCUGCAGCUGCGCCCACGAUGUUAAUGCUCAUGGCCAUGGGGUCGGAGGAUGUUGGACGAUUACAGCUUGGAAGAGAGGUGAUUGGAGACGAAGCAAUGGUUCAAUUUGCGCGCGAUUUGACUAAAUUCGGAGCUGCUGGAUGGGGUAUUCGAGAUGCGCCUGGAGAGAACCAUGAGGGUGAUGUUGUUGUCAGUGUUGUUGGGAAAGGUAUUGGAAAUGUCGGACGGAAGAUUGCUUGA